Punctularia strigosozonata HHB-11173 SS5 is the source of this 1967-nucleotide messenger RNA. RefSeq names its product glycoside hydrolase/deacetylase. Gene Ontology annotation, molecular function: hydrolase activity, acting on carbon-nitrogen (but not peptide) bonds. The transcript has 18 exons. NCBI's taxonomy places the organism in Eukaryota, Fungi, Basidiomycota, Agaricomycetes, Corticiales, Punctulariaceae. Gene Ontology annotation, biological process: carbohydrate metabolic process. Bases 78 to 995 code for a protein of 305 amino acids. The record is from RefSeq and is a predicted model, not a curated record.
ACGGAUUCCAUGCACGGGUACAGUUGCAGUUCGCGAUAAGGGCGACGCAAGGCUUUCUCGUCUGACAACAGCAAGCCAUGCCUCGCCGGGUGCUCAUUGGGUUCGGUGUCGACGUUGAUGCCGUCGCCGGCUGGCUUGGCUCAUAUGGAGGGGAGGAUUCUCCUUUGGACAUCUCUCGAGGGAUGUACGCCGGGGAAGUGGGUGUACCCCGCCUGCUGAAGCUCUUCGACAAGUACAAACUGAAGACGACAUGGUUCAUACCCGGCCAUAGCCUUGAGACCUUCCCAAAGGAGAUGGCCGCCGUGCGCGAUGCUGGUCACGAAAUCGGUUUGCACGGGUACUCCCACGAGAACCCCGUCUCGAUGACCGCCGAGCAACAAAAGGACAUCUUAGAGCACACUUACAAGCUUCUUACGGACUUUUGCGGCGGAGUCUCCCCAAAGGGCUCUGUCGCGCCUUGGUGGGAGACGAGCGCGGAAGGAACGGAUCUGCUGCUCGACAAGGGCAUCGAAUACGACCACUCUAACAUGGCACAUGACUCUCAGGCGUACUAUCUGCGUGACAAGGACACCUGGACCAAGAUAGAUUACUCUGCCAAAGCGGAGACGUGGAUGAAACCUUUGCAGCGGGGAAACGAAACCGGCCUCGUCGAGAUACCAGCCAACUGGUAUCUAGAUGACCUACCCCCGAUGAUGUUUAUCAAAGCCAGCGCCAACUCUCAUGGAUGGGUCAACGCCAGAGACGUCGAGCAACUCUGGAAGGACAUGUUCACGUAUCUGUACCGCGAGGAGGAGGACUUCAUAUUUCCGAUCACCAUCCAUCCCGACGUUAGCGGUCGCCCUCACGUCCUGCUCAUGCUGGAGCGCUUCAUUGAAUGGGUCAACAGCCAUGAUCAUGUACACUGGGUCCCCAUGAUCGAGAUGGCUCGCGAGUUUCGAGCGAAGCAGAAACCCGCACAAGGCGCGAAGAUGCCGCGAGGAUUUGCACACGAGUAACGCUCAUGAUGCGUCACAACCAUCCUCGAGCGUUAGGUACCCAAUCAGUCGCCAUUUCGAAAGCGAUGUCAUGGAUUUGAAUAGCAGCGGGGUCAUUCCGAGCCGGAAAGGUCUGCCCGACAGCGCGGAGCAACCGUGCCAAGGUCGAUCAUAAUUGGUUCAUCUUGCCUACGGGCAAGCGGUACAGGCGUUGCGUGAAGUAUUUCCUAGUCUCGCCCCAUCGUUCUUCCUCGUCUUUCCCGACGAACACGUCGACAUCGCUCCAUUCUACUUGUAUUCCGAGUUCGGCUAGAUGCAAGUCGCUUAAAUGCGUGUAGACGUCGUAAAACAGAGCGUUGGUGGCACCCAGCCCAUUGAAGAACCCAAACCUAGAAUGUGGGCCUCGCAGGAGAUCAGGGACGUGCUCGAAGAACUGCUUCAGGUCUUUGUAGUGCUCUGAAAACGUAUCGGUGUACACGACGUCGAAUCCGCCAAUGCCUAACAAUUGUUCGCUUUCGACGAAAUCUUGCCACUUGCCUUCGAGGAUCCUCACAUCUGGCUUGUCAUACCAUCCUCGAGCUUUCAUGUGGGCAAGGACAUCUGGAUGUGGUUCAAUGAUGACAUGCAACGCAGGCGGUGUUGGUAACGACUGGAAGAUGCUGUCGAUGAUACCAAGUCCGAAACCGACGUUGAGGACCCGUAGUCCGCUCCGAAGAUUUUCGUGGUCGGAGCAUAGUUUUCGCACAGAUUCUUCCAUGAUCUCGCGCUCCCAGCCCAUCAUCACGCCGACAUCCUCAUCUCCGGACCGGACCACGCAAAUAUCCUGGCCGUUCGCAUCCUGCGUGAACCGAAGCCGCGACGCGAGGAACUCGUCUUGCGACCCAGAAGCAGUGGUAUCCGAUGACCGAAGCACGAGAGCUGAAGGAGACUCAAAGGCGCUAGGUUUGGAGGAUAGCAGACCGAGUAAUAGCUCAGUUCUGAUACCGGCGUCGC